UGCGCCGCGGAGAGGUCGCGUCACAACACGCACCGAUUUUCCGUACACGCUCUUAAUAUUUAAUAACACAAAACUGUCAAGUAUCAAACUCGUCGAUGCAUAAAAAAUUAAAUUUGUGCUACACAAAACGGACAAUUAUUAUACAAUAAAAUGGACUUUAGUGAAGUGAAAUGUUAGCAAGUUUUUAUCCUUCGUUUGAGUGGUCUACGUUCCUAGUUUCGGAAAUGGUGAUAUCGACCCACGGAGAGUGUUUAUGAGACGUUCAUUUGUGGAAAAAAUAUGUCUGUGAUAAUGUUCAGUGUAACGGCUGUGCUUUGUGCGUUGCUACAACUCGGAUCGGCCGUGUUCCCCUACGGCUCAGACAAAUGUGUGCGAGUAAACGAAAGAGACUCUGAAAGUAGCGUGCUGUGUAAAAUAAGGACUCUUGAAUCUGAUGGCAGUAGUAUAACUUCAGUGUCUACGGAUGUACAUCGUUUGGCUAUUGAGUGCAAUCAUCUCCUACUGUUUGAAAGCACAUUGAGGGCACAUUAUUUUAGCUCUAUCGUCGGUCUCACAGAAUUAUCAAUUAGUAACUGCAAACUACUACACAUUCCAAACAACACUUUUAAUGAUUUAAGAAAAUUGAGGAGGUUAAAGCUUCGAUCGAAAAACUUCGAGUGGAGUCCUACCAAGAAUCUCGAGUUAUCUUUGAACUCAUUCAAUGGAUUAUCGGAAUUGCAGGCGUUAGAUCUCGCUCAAAAUAACAUCAAGUUUGUUCCUUCCGGCGUGUUCUGUUCUUUGGAAAACUUGAACACUUUGAACUUGACGCAUAAUAGAAUAAAGACCGUCGGCCAGAUUGGAUUUGGACAAGGCUGCGGUUCAAACCUUCAUAACUUGGACUUAAGUCAUAAUGAAAUUAAAUCACUGCCAGCUGACUCAGAACUUUUGAAAUUAAGAAGUUUGCAGCAUCUAUUUUUACAGCAUAAUAAUAUAACGGACAUAUCAAGCGAAGCAUUUGAUGGCCUCGUAUCUAUGAGGGUUCUCAACAUAUCACAUAAUCGAUUACAUACAUUACCUGCGGGAAUAUUUGCGAAUGCGAGAGAGUUGAGAGAAAUCUACCUCAAUGACAAUUCUCUGUUUGAACUAGCAGGUGGAAUUUUUAAUCGGCUUGAACAGUUGAUUGUUUUGGAUCUGUCGAGUAAUCAGCUUACCAGCAAUCACGUUGAUGAUGGAACAUUUCUCGGUCUGAUUCGCCUAAUAGUUUUAAAUUUGUCCAACAAUGCGUUAACACGAAUUGAUGGGAAAACAUUCAAAGACUUGUUUGUAUUACAAAUAUUAAACUUGAAAAACAACUCAAUCGGAUACAUCGAAGACAAUGCUUUCCUGCCUUUGUACAAUUUACAUACAUUAAAUUUAGCCGAAAAUCGUUUACAUACAAUCGAUGAAAAUUUAUUUAAUGGCUUGUUUGUUCUUAGCAAAUUAACACUCAAUAAUAAUUUGUUAGUGAACAUUGAUAGAAAAGCUUUUAAAAAUUGUUCCGAUUUGAAAGAAUUAGACUUGAGCUCUAAUCAAUUACUUGAUGUUCCGGAUGCUUUGUGGGAGCUGCCUUUUUUGAAGACUUUAGAUUUAGGCGAAAAUCAAAUAUCAGACUUUAGAAAUGGUUCAUUUAAGAAUCUUAAUCAAUUAACCGGAUUAAGACUUAUCGAUAAUCAGAUUGGAAAUCUGAGUGUUGGCAUGUUUUGGGAUUUACCAAGCUUACAAGUGCUGAAUAUAGCGAAAAACAAAAUCCAAGCCAUAGAAAGAGGGACAUUUACACGAAACGCUCAACUGGAAGCUAUAAGACUAGAUGGAAAUUUUUUAACGGAUAUCAACGGUGUGUUUUCAACUUUAUCCAGUCUGCUGUGGCUCAACUUGUCUGAAAAUCAUCUUGUGUGGUUCGACUACGCGUUUGUGCCUAGUAAUUUAAAGUGGUUGGACGUUCACGGCAAUUUUAUAGAACACUUGGGCAAUUAUUACAAAUUGCAAGACGAAAUUCAUAUAAAAACUUUGGACGUUAGUCAUAAUAGAAUAGUGGAAAUAUCGCCUAUGGCCAUACCUAACAGUGUCGAGUUACUUUUUAUUAAUAACAAUUAUCUAAAUAGUAUUCAUGUGAACACUUUUUUCGAUAAAAAGAAUCUAACGCGUGUGGACAUGUACGCCAAUGAACUAGUGCAUUUAGAAUUAAAUAGUUUACGCUUAUCAACCGUUCCCGGUAAUAGAACGCUGCCGGAGUUUUAUGUCGGCGGUAAUCCAUUCCAGUGUGACUGUACGAUGGAGUGGCUUCCAAUAAUAAACAAUAUGACCGCGAUGAGACAGUACCCGCGUGUGAUGGACUUAGAAAAUGUUAUGUGUAAAAUGACGAACACUCGUAGUGGUACCCAUGUUCCCUUGCCUAACCUCAAAACUUCGGACUUUUUGUGCGAAUAUGAAACUCAUUGUUUUGCAAUUUGCCAUUGCUGUGAUUAUGACGCGUGUGACUGUGAAAUGACUUGUCCACAAAAUUGUACCUGCUAUCACGACCCGUUGUGGAAUACUAAUGUCAUCGACUGUUCCGGCCAAUCGUCCAUGGAGAUACCGCAUAAAAUACCCAUGGAUGCAACUGAGGUAUUCCUAGAUGGUAAUAACAUAAAAGAGUUACAAAAUCAUGUAUUUAUUGGACGACAAAAGAUGAGAUCUCUCUAUGUAAAUAAUAGUAAUGUAGAUAAUAUUCAAAACAGAACAUUUGCGGGCCUCAACGCUUUAGAGAUCUUACAUUUAGGAAACAAUAAAUUGAAAGAACUAAACGGCUAUGAAUUUCAUCAACUCAGUAGUUUGAAAGAAUUGUUCCUACAAAAUAAUUUAAUAAGCCAUAUCGCAAACAUAUCAUUUCUCUCUUUGAAGUCGUUAGAAAUGUUACGCUUAGAUGGGAAUAGAUUAGUGGACUUUGAUGUGUGGACGCUUAGCAGUAGUCCUCAUUUGAGAGCAUUAUCGCUCGGUAAUAAUUUAUGGUCAUGCAAAUGCCGUUACUUACAAGAACUGACUUUAUAUUUGGCUGAGAAUGCACAAAAAAUUGUUGACAUUACCGACGUGUGGUGUUGGAACGGUGACGCGCGGCCGCCACAGAAAAAAGAGCUUAAUUUAAACGGCACCGCCUGCAGCGAUUAUUAUGCCGAUAAUAACUCCGCCAUCGGAAGUAUGUUAGUGUCAAACUAUGUUCCCAUGAUGGUCUCGACGCUUACCGGCUUUAUGUUAAUUUUAUUAGCCCUUGUCGUGCUAUUCCUCUUCAGAGACUCGCUUCGAGUUUGGCUGUAUACUAAUUGUGGAAUUCGAGUAUUUGCAUUAAAUGGCACAUUUGAAGAAACAGAAAAGCUUUAUGAUGCGUAUAUUUGCUACAGCCCUAAAGACGAAGAAUUCGUUAUACAAUCAUUAGCUAAUGAGUUAGAAAAUGGAAAUCCGUCUUACCACCUCUGUCUUCAUUAUAGAGACAUACCGCACCACGGCGCACAAUACAUGCAAUGUGCGCCGCCGGUGGUCGAGGCAGCGGAAGCUUCUAAACGAGUAAUACUAGUGCUAACAAGAAACUUUAUGCAAACAGAAUGGUCUCGGUACGAAUUCCGACAAGGGCUCCACGAAGCACUAAAAGGAUGCAUUUAUAAAUUAGUUCUAAUAGAAGAGUGCUCCGUGGUUGCGGACGCAAUGUGCGACCCCGAUUUGCGGCCGUAUCUAAAAACAGGGUCCCGAUUGCGAUGGGGACAAAAGAGAUUUUGGGAGCGGCUCAGGUACAUGAUGCCAGACGCGUUGCAUCCCAACCACAAGACGCGAACGCAUAAUUAUAGAAAAAAUAUCAACACGUAUACUUUAGAUUCAUCUGUACCGAGCGGGGGUAAUAGAACAUUACCAUAUCCCGAUAAAUCGCCUGUGAUAAGUGGCUCGGGGCAGGGGGCUAGCGCGCCUCCUGAGUAUAGUACUGAAGUACGACAAUCGCCUUCGGCGGUGAGACAGACGCAGGGAGUAGCGUACGGCCCCGAUGGGAGGCCAAUAUCAGAUCAUAUUUAUUCGUCAAUAGAUUCUGACUAUUCAUCGUUAGAACACGGCAUGGCACCGGGGCGAAGACGAGACCUUCGUCAGUGGCCCCCUCCACCGCCAUUAGUUGACACGGGCAAUGCCGUACAAGCUUACCUAGUCUAGGAGCUUACAAGCUCAUUCUCAGUCACAUUGUAAAUAUUUCCCUAGAUGUUUAUAUGUUUAUGUAAAUAUUGUAAUUAUUAGUUAUUAAGUGCUAAACCAAAAUUUUAUGUAAGUGAACUUAUUAUUGCCUGUUUGUUAUUCUGUGCAUAGGUUUCGUAAUAAAUUUAUAAAGACUGCUGUAGCAUAUUGUAAUAUUGUAAAUAGCAAAACCAAGUGAUGAUACUACAUGAAUAUCAGUAAUAUUGCGUUAUUUAUACAAAUAAAAAAUAAAAUGAUGAUGAUUUAUA
Colias croceus (clouded yellow) is the source of this 4472-nucleotide messenger RNA. RefSeq names its product toll-like receptor 7 (gene 18w). The record is from RefSeq and is a predicted model, not a curated record. The coding region runs from base 280 to 4185 and encodes 1301 amino acids. Gene Ontology annotation, molecular function: protein binding. Lineage: Eukaryota; Metazoa; Arthropoda; Insecta; Lepidoptera; Pieridae. Gene Ontology annotation, biological process: signal transduction. The transcript has a single exon.